AUGGCGAGACGGCCACGUCAGGCCGCUCAGGCCGCGGCCAUCUCCAUGCGAAGCACCCGUAUCCCUGUCCUCUCGGACAACGAAGACGAAGAGAUGGUCGACGCUCCACCCACUGACCCAGCGACGCCGAGAGAGGAUGAGGAUGACCAAGCGCAGAACGACGAAGGCGACGAAGGGGAAGAUGAUGGCACUCCAUCUCAGGCUUCUCCAGCACCAUCGCGGUCAGCGACUCCCCGUCGACGAGGGAGAGGUGGUGGUAGAGCUAGAAGAGGCGGUGCCAGGUCGACAAGAAGCAGAGCGCCUGUCUCAGAAGAUGAAGCACCUGAAGUGCCCUCAGAUCCACCACCAAAAAGACGAGGCGGUUUCCGUGGCGGCAACAGAGGUCGCUGGGCUAAUCGCAAGUCAGGAGUUUCAAGGAAUGUGCCUAUGGACGAAGAUGGAAAUCCGAUGGAGGUCGAGGAUAAUGAACUUGUUCUACCAGAGAUUCCUGAGGGCGAGGAGAAAGUUGCAAAGAGUGGCGAGCUCUUGGGCGGAAGGGAAUAUCGCGUGCGCACUUUCACCCUUCCCGGACAUGGCGACAAACUCUACAUGCUUUCGACCGAGCCAGCACGUUGUCUUGGCUAUCGCGAUUCUUACUUGUUCUUUACAAAGCACAAGUUCUUGUACAAAGUCCUCCUCGCUGAAGACGACAAAGUCUAUCUCAUCGAGCGAGGCAUGAUACCCAGCAGCUACAAAGGCAGGUCGAUCGGCAUAGUAGCCGCAAGGUCAGUGUUCCGAGAAUUCGGUGCUAGAAUCGUGGUAGGCGGCAAGAAGAUUACCGACGAUUACGAUGAGCAGGCUGCCCGCGAGAGGGGCGACGUCGAGGGCGAGCUGGCAGAUAUGAGAGAUGCACUACCCGGUGCCGGCGAGUCGUACGACAGAAAUCAAUAUGUGGCUUGGUUUGGUGCGAGCAACGUCUACAACGCCAAUAAUAUUGCAGUCGUGCCAGGCAAGAAAGGCCCUGAAGGCAAACGAAAACGUAUCAUCAUAACGAGCGACAACUGGCUGUAUGAGCAUGCACGAAGCACAAGCCAGUUCAACUCAGCAUUGGUACAAGCCAGACAAGCGAAUUUCGAUGGUCUCUAUGAUAUCCAUACCAACGUCAUGCAGUGGCCACGGCACAUGCAAUCAACUCAUGGCCACUGGGAGAAGGUCAACGACAGAGAGGCGGAAGACGAAGAGGAAGGAUAUCGUCUGCCACCCUUGGACCCGGUCUAUUCACGCAACUUCAGAAUACACGAUUUUGCCGUGGAGGCUCCCCCAGAUUCUCAUCUUGUGCCGCCGGGCAUGGAAUGGGACGAGAAUAGUCUAAGCUCAAUACCGACCGAGGUACUGGACGAGCUGCCCCUCGACUGCCUGGAGGCCCUGAAGAAAGCACAGUCUCGAGAGACCGAAUGGCGUAACAAAUGGAAGAGCGAGAAACGAGAUGGCCUUCGCGCGAACUUUCUGCCUUCGCUGGAAUGGUAUCCAAAGUCAUAG
Messenger RNA from Cyphellophora attinorum, 1518 nucleotides. Its product is annotated as Chromatin structure-remodeling complex subunit rsc7. Gene Ontology annotation, molecular function: chromatin DNA binding. Gene Ontology annotation, cellular component: nucleus. Bases 1 to 1518 code for a protein of 505 amino acids. NCBI's taxonomy places the organism in Eukaryota, Fungi, Ascomycota, Eurotiomycetes, Chaetothyriales, Cyphellophoraceae. The transcript has 2 exons. The record is from RefSeq and is a predicted model, not a curated record.